Budorcas taxicolor (takin) is the source of this 1509-nucleotide messenger RNA. RefSeq names its product GRAM domain containing 2A (gene GRAMD2A). Gene Ontology annotation, biological process: regulation of store-operated calcium entry. Gene Ontology annotation, molecular function: phosphatidylinositol-4,5-bisphosphate binding. Gene Ontology annotation, cellular component: extrinsic component of cytoplasmic side of plasma membrane; organelle membrane contact site; endoplasmic reticulum membrane. The transcript has 13 exons. The record is from RefSeq and is a predicted model, not a curated record. The coding region runs from base 1 to 1509 and encodes 502 amino acids. Lineage: Eukaryota; Metazoa; Chordata; Mammalia; Artiodactyla; Bovidae.
AUGGCUUGGGGGAGCCUAGUUAGCAGAAGCCUGGGUGGGGCAAGCAGCUGGAUCCUGCCUGGGACACUCCAAAUCCGGACCAACUACCGGGUUUGGGUGCUGGAGCGGGCGCGGGCCCCGUUUCCAGGGUGCAGGACAGCCUCUGGUCUACGCAAGCUUUUGCUCUUCCGCCUAGGGACCCACCGGCCCCAUCAAGGGGUGCGCAGGGCAGGCAGGGCGGGCUCUCUGGCGCGGGGCCCUGCGUGGCUGGAAUUCUGGGUGUGGCUGCGCUCUUGGCGCCGGGUGCCUGCGGGCUCUUCAGCCUUCCCAGGGCAGACGCAGAAAAUGGGCUUGUGGUUCGCGGGCUGCGGCAGAGACACGCCGGGGGCAGAGGAGCGUCAGGAUCCUCACUUGCGUUCAGGGGCCGGUGCUCACUGCCAGUCCCUGGAUGCAGUCACCAGCGUGGGAGGGAGCUGGGAGGAGCAGACCGUUAGGUGUGAGCAAGUCUCAGGGGCCUCCCUCCCAGCUGCCUUCUUAAGAGUGGGGCUGGCAGCUCCGUUGGGGGCUGAUUCUCCUUCCGACCCAGGCAUAAACUGGACUUCAGGCUUCCAGGAAGGCCGCAACCAACAGAUGCAUGGGAAGACGGCUUCUCUGAAGAAGAACAUGGAGAAGCCGGGCGGGGUCCAGAGAGCCCAAGACACCAGCCUGCACUGGCCAGAAGGCUUGAAGGGUGAAGAUGUAAAGAAGUGCAGCCGAGAAGGGAUGCUACUGAGUAAAUACAACCAGCAGUACCACAAGCUGUUUAAGGACAUUCCCUUGGAGGAGGUCGUUCUCAAAGUGUGCUCCUGUGCCCUCCAGAGGGACCUACUUCUCCAGGGCCGGCUCUACAUCUCCCCCAACUGGCUCUGCUUCCAUGCCAGCCUCUUUGGCAAGGAUAUCAAGGUGGUCAUUCCCGUAGUGUCUGUGCAAAUGAUCAAAAAGCACAAGAUGGCACGGCUCUUCCCCAACGGCCUGGCCAUCACCACCACCACCAGCCAGAAGUAUGUCUUUGUGUCCCUGCUCUCCCGGGACAGUGUAUACGACAUGCUGAGAAGGGUCUGCACCCACCUACAGCCUUCAAGCAAGAAGAGUCUGUGUGUAAGAGAAUUUCCAGAGGAACCUGAGUGCGAGUCUCUGGAAGCCCUCAUCCCCGAGAUGAAGUGGAGGAAAGUGUGCCCCGCCUCCAGGUCCAUGUCUCUCCCAGAUAGCAUCCCUUGUAUCUCUCGGGCAUCCAUGGACUCCACGGACAGCUUCUUCCCCUCCAGGGAGCCUCUGGGGUCUGAGAUCUCCGACUGUGAGGAGGAGAAGCUGGAGGAGGGGCCCACGAGCAGCAGGGAGCUCAAGCUCUGGGAUUACCCGGUCCUGAAGGUCUUCUUUGUGCUGAUCUGCUGCUUGGUCAUGUCUUCAUCCUACCUGGCGUUCCGCAUCUCCCAGCUAGAACAGCAGUUAUGUUCCCUGAAUUGGGGCGGCUCGGUCCCUGGGCACAGGUGA